This is a messenger RNA of Saccharomyces eubayanus, 1542 nucleotides long. It is a transcript of the gene CDC6, whose product is annotated as AAA family ATPase CDC6. Gene Ontology annotation, biological process: cell division; mitotic DNA replication checkpoint signaling; DNA replication initiation. Gene Ontology annotation, cellular component: nucleus. Gene Ontology annotation, molecular function: DNA replication origin binding; ATP hydrolysis activity. The coding region runs from base 1 to 1542 and encodes 513 amino acids. The transcript has a single exon. The record is from RefSeq and is a predicted model, not a curated record. NCBI's taxonomy places the organism in Eukaryota, Fungi, Ascomycota, Saccharomycetes, Saccharomycetales, Saccharomycetaceae.
AUGUCAGUUAUGCCCAUAACCCCAACGAAGCGCAUUAAGAGAACUCUGUUUGACGAUGUCCCAGCAACACCUCCAAGGCCUCUGAAGAAGAAGAGAUUGCUCUUCACAAGUAUCACACCUGAGUCCUCUCCAGAAAAACUACAGUUCGGUCCUCAAUCUAUCUUCCUAAGGACGAAGGCACUUCUGCAGAAAUCAUCAGAGUUGGUAACCUUGAAUAACAAUGGCGGUGCUUUACCAGCAAGAACCAAGGAAUAUGAGCAUGUGAUGAAAUUUUUGUCCGAAUCUAUCUCUGAGCACAAAUCUGAUUCGCUAUACAUCACAGGGCCACCAGGCACCGGCAAAACUGCCCAGCUGGACAUGAUUAUAAGACAGAAGUUCCAAUCAUUACCACUGUCACUAUCAAUGUCAAGUUCGGCCCACCCACCAAGGCACACGAACCCGCACUUGCAGAACCUGUCUUGGUUUGAAUUGCCUGAUGGUAGACUGGAGUCUGUGGCGGUGACCAGUAUUAACUGUAUAUCACUAAGCGAUCCGUCUUCCAUUUUCCAAAAGAUUUUUGAUUCUUUCCAAGAUUUGAAUGGCCCCACUUUGCAAAUCAAAAACAUGCACCAAUUACAAAGAUUUUUAGAGCCUUACCAUAAGAGGACCACCUUCGUGGUAGUGCUAGAUGAAAUGGAUAGACUAUUGCAUUCCAACACGAAUGAGACUCAAUCAGUUAGAACAAUUCUUGAGUUGUUUCUUUUGGCAAAAUUGCCCACCGUGAGCUUCGUGCUGAUAGGUAUGGCUAAUAGUCUGGAUAUGAAAGAUAGAUUUCUUUCCAGGCUAAACUUGAAUAGAGAUCUGUUGCCACAAACGAUAGUUUUCCAACCAUAUACCGCUGAGCAGAUGUAUGACAUUAUCAUUCAGAAAUUAAGCAGUCUACCCAGCAUCAUCUUCCAACCAAUGGCAAUUAGAUUUGCAGCAAAGAAAUGCGCAGGUAACACUGGCGACCUGAGGAAGCUUUUUGAUGUUUUAAGAGGAAGCGUUGAAAUUUACGAGUUGGAAAACCGAUUGCUGCUCUCGUCGAUGAGCAAGUCCAUGAGGUCUACGCAGGUACCGUUAACACCAACGACAUCACCAGUAAAGCAACCAUCGUCUCAAUCACAAGGCAAAAUAGGUUUGAACUAUAUUGCCAAAGUCUUUUCCAAAUUUAUGAACAAUAACUCGACAAGAACGAGAAUUACAAAAUUGAACAUUCAGCAAAAAUUAAUUCUUUGUACUAUCAUCCAAUCGCUUAAGAUAAACUCGGACGCUACAAUUGACGAAUCGUUCGAUCAUUAUAUCAAAGUUAUCACUAAGACUGACACUCUAGCCCCGUUGCAAAGAAAUGAAUUUUUAGAAAUUUGUACAAUUUUAGAAACAUGCGGUCUAGUCUCCAUCAAAAAGACGAAGUGUAAGGGGAAAACCAAAAGAUUUGUAGAUAAGAUUGAUGUGGAUCUCGAUAUGCGGGAGUUUUACGAUGAAAUGACAAAAAUUUCAAUCUUGAAACCUUUCCUACGCUAG